UAAGGGUGACAAAGCCAACAUGACAGGCUGGUUCACGCACCGCAGGGACCGGUGACCGUGCGGUGAUCCAGCGCGGUUCAUGAGCACGUCGGAUUACCGGGAGGAUGGCAUGGACCUGGGGAGUGACGCCUCCAGUCGCUCCAGCUCAGAGUCCAACUCCAACAAGGUCACACCUUGCUCCCCUUGUCUUGACCUGGCCACUUUGGAGGACUACAAAUCCUCUCCCUCUCUGGACCUGGUCACCUUAGAGGACUAUGAGGAGGACGAGGACUACCAAGAGUAUAAGAAGAAGGUUAUAGAAGAGUGGGAGAGCGAGUAUGGGGAAGACUACACCUCUCCACAGCCUCCUGGUCAAGAGGAAGGUGGAGGAAGCGGUUUGGGAGUUGACGGCCUUGGCGAAGGCUAUGGGAAAACGGUGAACAGUCGCAGCCUCGCUGAAGAAUUCCAGGAUGUGAAGACGGUCCCACCCCUUUCGGCCUCUGGCGGGCACACUGCCACCUCAGCUGCAGCCGUCCCUGAGGAACUGAAACAGAACGGCAAUCUGAUUUUACCCAGGAGCCACCAGCUCCAUUCCCCCGGUACACCGAAGGGGGGCACGGGGACUCCCAAGCCCCGCCACCGAAGCUCCAGUCAAGGCAGGGGGAGCCGCAUCACUGGCGGGGGUGCUGGUGGUGGUGGAGGAGGCAGUGGAGGCAGUGGAGGGACUGGGGGACGGAUGGGGGGAUACAAAGAGGAGGAGGUUGUAGAGGAGGAGCCUCUGCCCACCAUGGACUGGGCAGCCCUGGAGAGACACCUGGCUGGGCUGCAGUGCAGAGAGCAGGAGAACCAGAACCUCAACCAGAACCAGAACCACAUCAUGGGCAAGACCAACUACACCUCGGCCCAAAAGAAUGAGAGGGAGUCUAUCAGGCAGAAGUUGGCCCUCGGCAGUUUCUUUGACGAUGGGCCGGGAAUCUACACCAGCUGCAAUAAGAGCGGCAAACCCAGCCUGUCCUCACGGCUGCAGAGUGGGAUGAACCUACAGAUCUGUUUUGUCAAUGACAGUGGCAGCGACAAGGACAGCGAUGCAGAUGACAGCAAGACAGAGACAAGUCUGGACACACCUCUGUCCCCAAUGUCCAAGCAGAGUUCGUCCUACUCGGACAGGGACACCACAGAGGACGACUCUGAGUCUUUGGAGGACAUGGACUUCGUAAGUCGACAGAAGAAGCUGCAGGCGGAGGCGAAGCUGGCCCUGGCUAUGGCCAAACCAAUGGCCAAGAUGCAAGUGGAGGUGGAGAAACAGAAUCGCAAAAAGUCACCAGUGGCCGACCUGCUUCCCCACAUGCCUCACAUCAGUGAGUGUCUAAUGAAAAGAAGCCUGAAGCCCACCGACUUGAGAGAUAUGACACUGGGGCAGCUCCAGGUUAUAGUCAAUGACCUGCAUUCCCAGAUUGAGAGUCUGAAUGAGGAGCUUGUACAGUUGCUGCUGAUUCGGGAUGAACUACACAUGGAGCAAGAUGCCAUGCUGGUUGACAUAGAGGACCUGACCAGGCAUGCUGAGAGCCAGCAGAAACAUUUGGCUGAGAGGACCCUAUCCAAAUAAGAUGCCCGUACCCACUCCACCCUGCUCCCCUCUGCCAAGCUAAGCUCCCACUCCAAACCAGACUUUUCCCCUCUGGCCAUUCCACCUCUGCCCCUUGUCGAUCCAAAUCCUUCCCGCUUGUCCCAAGUAAUUUGCUCCUCGCUGCUUCCCCGUCUCCCGAUGUCUACCUUCCUGUCCACCCCACUGACUCCAGUGGUCGCAGUAGCACAGAAGAAGGCCACCCUCUUUCGGUUGCUUCUGUGGUUUUCUCCCAGCGCUAAGGACGGAUGGGCACUUCCUGCUUCCUGGGAGAAGAGGAAAUUGAUUGUGUGUUGUCAUGGAUUCUGUCCCCAGCUUCCUGUGCAGUGAUCGGCCUUGCUUUGCUAUUGAUUCUUUUUAACUUUCUACAUUCGCCACUAAAUUAUAACUGUCAAAUGCAAAAAUUGUGGGAAAAAAAUUAAAUAAUAGUGAAAAAUUUAGUAGAAAGUCAGUCAUGAGAAAAAGAAACAAAAGUGUAUAAAAAUAAAAAAAAAACAGAUGGAAACUAACUUCUUCAGACCAUUUUAAGUUGGACAGUAAUUUUCAAGUAUUUCAAAGUCGACCUGUUUUUAUUCUGCACAAACGGUAGUUUUCAACUGAGAAAUGUUUAUUUGAAGGUGCUAAAAGAGUGUAAAGGAAACAUGCCUGCCUUGUAGUGGAGUCGUAGCUUUUGGUAAUACGUUCACUCUAAUUGCUCUUCAACAUUUUGUGAAUGUUGAUUUUCUGACACGAGUCAUUUUAAAUGAAUAAGUGUGUUAAAAUCGUUUUCAUCCUACUGUAAUCAAAAAACUUUAUUUGCGGGAAGAAAUGUUUAUGU
Messenger RNA from Anoplopoma fimbria (sablefish), 2420 nucleotides. It is a transcript of the gene schip1, whose product is annotated as schwannomin interacting protein 1. The coding region runs from base 80 to 1585 and encodes 501 amino acids. The record is from RefSeq and is a predicted model, not a curated record. Gene Ontology annotation, biological process: positive regulation of hippo signaling. Gene Ontology annotation, cellular component: cell junction; plasma membrane. Lineage: Eukaryota; Metazoa; Chordata; Actinopteri; Perciformes; Anoplopomatidae. The transcript is spliced from 8 exons.